GAAAUAACAAACCCGCAAAUCCACACGCCACCGCGCGGCCAGCCACCGCCGCACGAACGAACCCAGCGGCAAAAACGGGCGCGAUCCCCACCGCCCCGCGGGCCGCCGCGGCGUCGGCGGCGGCGGCAAUGGAGGUCGCCUCCUCGUCCUCCGCCUCGCCUUCCGCGCCGCCGCCGCCGGCAUCAUCUAAGCCGGCGCUCCGGCUCAACCCCGCGGCCGUCCUCCUCCGCCGCCUCCCCACCCCGACCCCGACCACCGCGACCCCCGUCACCGCGUCAGCGUCCCCCGAGCGGCCCGGCGGCGCGGCCAACCCGCUCGUCGCCUUCCUCUCCUCCCUCAUCCCCUGGCGGGAGCAGCGGCCGCCGAAGAAACAGCCGGACCACCCCGCCGCAACCGCAUCGGCCUCCGCCUCCGCCGCCGCGGCACGGAGGGCCGCCAAGGCGGCGGCCGAGGAGGAGGCGGAGGCGCGGCAGCUGGUGGGCUGCGCGGUGCCGCUGUUCCGGCCGUACGUGGCGCAGCUCCCGUGGCACGGCGGCGCGCGGGCGUGGCUGUCCAAGCUCUUCCCCCGCUACGGCCACUACUGCGGGCCCAACUGGUCCAGCGGCAAGGAGACCGGCUCCGUGCUCUGGGACCGCCGCCCCGUCGACCACCUCGACUUCUGCUGCUACUGCCACGACAUGGCCUACGACACCCACGACCAGGCGCAGCUCCUCCGCGCCGACCUCGCCUUCCUCCGCUGCCUCGAGAGCAGCCGCCAGACCCCCGCACGCGACGGCAUCGCCGCCGCCGCCAUCUACCGCGCUAUGUGCAUCUUCGGACUCAAGACGAUCCUGAUCCCGUACCGGACGAACCUCGUGCGGCUGCAGACCGGCCCGAAUUACGCCGAUUUCUUCGCCGAUUUCCUGAAGAGGGUCGCGUCUUCGUCGGGCAGGCCGACCGGCGGCGAGAAGCAGAGAUUGUGAACGGAAUUGCUCGCCUGAUGGUAGAUGGCGCCGAAUUAAUUAAUUGGGGGAAUGAGAUCGUAGUAAUUGUCCAUAGCUUGAGUUCAGGUCCUUGAUCCACGUAUGGCGAGGGAACUUUGUUAUCCAGUCUAAUUGGUUGAUUGUAGCCACUGAUGAUAAAGUUGGGAUUUUCUACUGUGAAUAUAGCGUAUUUGUAGGUUCGAACGUGAUCGUAGCAAAUAUUCAAAUGUCCUGCCCUUGACUGAUAAGAUCAGUGCAAUAUAGAACUCUGCGUUCAAAAUCAAGA
Setaria italica (foxtail millet) is the source of this 1248-nucleotide messenger RNA. RefSeq lists its product as uncharacterized. Lineage: Eukaryota; Viridiplantae; Streptophyta; Magnoliopsida; Poales; Poaceae. The record is from RefSeq and is a predicted model, not a curated record. The transcript is spliced from 2 exons. Gene Ontology annotation, molecular function: A2-type glycerophospholipase activity. Gene Ontology annotation, biological process: phospholipid metabolic process; arachidonate secretion. Bases 129 to 962 code for a protein of 277 amino acids.